Actinia tenebrosa (Australian red waratah sea anemone) is the source of this 2838-nucleotide messenger RNA. RefSeq names its product sorting nexin-10. The record is from RefSeq and is a predicted model, not a curated record. Gene Ontology annotation, molecular function: phosphatidylinositol phosphate binding. NCBI's taxonomy places the organism in Eukaryota, Metazoa, Cnidaria, Anthozoa, Actiniaria, Actiniidae. Gene Ontology annotation, biological process: vesicle organization; intracellular protein transport. Gene Ontology annotation, cellular component: endosome.
UCACAUGAUUACAUCAUCCAAGGACCUCGUCGAUCAAAACAGAUACAAACAGGAUCUCGAACUGGUCGAUAGGGGAAUCACUGCUACACUAUUACGAUCCUAUUCAAAGAAUACACCUAAUAUAAAGAUGACGAGAAGUAAAAAGGAACCAGAGUUUUCGAUUGUACACGUUGAGGUCAUAAACCCAAGAAUACACAACUGCAGCAGAGGGAGAUUUGUGGACUACGAGAUUCAAAUCGAUACUAAUAACAUAGCAUUUUCAAGAAAAAACUCCUCUGUUAGAAGAAGAUAUUCAGAUUUCAUUUGGUUGAGGAACAAACUGUGUACUACAGAGAUAAAUGGCUUUGCAAGUGAAUUUGUUGUUCCAAAUUUACCUCCAAAAAGACUGUUUGGUCGAUUUGAACCCAAAUUUGUCCACUCAAGAAUGCAGGGAUUGAAAGAUUUUCUACACAAGGUAUUAAAUAGACGGAAAUAUCUAUCCUUUGUUGGAUUACAUCUAUUUCUUCAAACCGAACUCUCAGUUCAAAAAAUCGAAGAUUACAUCAAUGGGAAUUUUAAAGAGAAUUACACAGUAGAAGAACUUGUUAACUUAUCAGAAUCGUCACAGAUAGAAAAGGCUUUGGAUUCCUGUACGCUAAAGACAUGCUACAAUGUGGUGCUUUCGGACUUUGAUGCAUUUGUUAUGGUUGAUUGCCCUCAAGGAGACAUGGAGGAUGUAAAGUCUUUUCAUAGUGCGAGUAUAGCGUCUGCCGACAGCAAUACAAGUAUUAAUAACUCCCCCACAGAUAAUCAGGAAUGUUCAGCCUGCAUUUAUACAUCAAUCAAAUAGAAAUCAAGCUAUUAGCUUUUUUAAAUUUCUUAAUGUAUUGUACUGAAGAAGGCUACAAUACUCUUAAAGCAACUUUUAAGCGUGUGAAAAAUGCACACUGGAUGCAUUUUAGUCCACAUUAUGAUCCAACCUUGUCAGCAGGUUUUCUCCCUUUGAGAUGGGCUUCCUCUGGGGUGUGGCAGCCAUGUUGACUGAAACAAUAGAUAUUCUCAUGCUUCAUAUUCAAGUGCUUGAGAAUAGAUUUAUGCUGGUUAAAGGCUUGUGUAGGAAUAGAGGCUUUGCAACAUCAAGUGACAGCAGCCAUGUCAGAUGGUAGGAACAAUACAAUCUUUUUUUAAAACAAACACGAUAAAAAAAGUCGUGUUUGUUAUAAAAAUAGUAGGAAGUCUGGUUUUAAACUGACCUUUUGGUAACAAUACAAUCAUUAUACAUUGCAAAUAUUCAAUUCCCAAGAGCAAAGGAAUUUCAUUGUUCUCCCAUCUAACCACAGGAAGUCCAAGCUUUAUUAUGGUUGUUGGCAUGAGAUGGUGCAAAGCCAGGAAUAGAGGUUUUGCACCAUCACGUGAUGGCAGCCAUGUUAGAUAGCAGGAACAAUACAAUUGUUUUACACGAGAAAGAAUUCAAUUCCUGAGAGCAAAGGGAUUUUAUUGUUCUGCCAUCUAACCCUCACAGGCAGCCCAAGCUGUAUUAUGGGUGCUGGCACGUGAUGGUGCAAAGCCUCCAUAAAGAGGGCUGCAGCGUGAGUAAGGGCUAUUGAGGGGGUCUCUAGCCAUAGAAAAAAAGAGACACCUAUGGAAUAUAGAAUAUCCUUCUUACACAAUAUUAUGGUUGGUGGAUACUGUUUGUUUUCCACACUAACUGGGGUGGGGUGGGGAUUUUAGGACAAAUAAUUGAGACUAGCAGGGGAGGGGUGGCUGGUUCUUAAGGUCUAGGAAGUGUGUUUAUCAUGGUUUCCAAAAGAAAACUCAAAAACUAUAUCUAAAUUAAUUUUAUUUUUAUUGAAAUAUUUUACUAAGACUACAUAAUGUUAAAUAAACCACAUCAAGACAAAGGUAUAAAUAAUAUGUAAAGUUGUUAUGACUUUUAAUUUCACAAAAGAAAAAAAGAAAAAUUUAUCAAAAAGAUAAAUAUUAGACAACUUAGGCUGAACAUGAGUUUUAAAGACAAAAUUCUGCCUUUAUUUAGGCUAGAGUACAAACACUAUAAGUGUGUAACAUAAAUACCACUAAAUACUGCUAAAUACUGCUAAUCCUAUUGUUUUCUAUUGUUUAAUUAGCACUAUUUACUACUAAAUAGUGCAAAGUGUUGCACACUUUUAGUGUUURUACUCUAUUAACUUGACUUUUUAAUGCAGGCAGGUAUGGCAAAGCUUGAGUACGAGCAGGAGGGUCUCUAUACCAAUUUCAAAACUACUAGGCUUAAGGGUAAUCAUUAGAGCUCCCCUAAAUUUUUAUUUGAAAUAUUUUAAAUUUAUUUCUACAUGUACAUCAAAGAUUACCCUUGCGGAGAAAGAGAAAGAUAUAUUCAAUGCACACCACAGUGUUUUUGAUGACCAGAUUCAUACUUGCUUAACCUCAAUCAUAUAAGUCAGCUUUUAUAGACAUUUAAAAAGUCCAUGGUAUUUCAACAUUGAUAAUGUUGACUUCUGUAAAGAAUUUGUACUUUACUGCGAUUUUAAAUAUUCUGUGAACUUUGUAGUUACAAGCUGCACACUGUAUCUUUUUUUCUUUUUUUCACUGCUGUCAAUCAAAACUAAUCAGUCAGUACCUUUUAUGUCCUUGACUGGCAGCAGUGAAAAACCAAUUUCACAAAAGUCGUUGAAAUAUCUGAGUUCACAGAAUAUCGAAAACUGCAGUAAGCAGCUUUAUAACUGCACACAGGUGCACACUUUCUACUCUUCUGUUCAUCAAUUGUAGAAGACAACAUUGCUUUCAUUAGAAAAAAACUGUACUGUAUAUUGAAACCUUCCAAAAUAUCACUGUAGUAACAUUAAAUGAUAAAAAUCUACA